AUGUCUGUUCUCUUCCUCUUGUGCAACCUUUCCUUGGCUUCAGCGGCUGCUUCCAAGAGUAAAGUUAAAGGCAGCCAAGGGCAGUUUCCACUAACACAGAAUGUCACGGUUGUUGAAGGCGGAACUGCAAUUUUGACCUGCAGGGUUGAUCAAAAUGAUAACACCUCCCUCCAGUGGUCAAAUCCAGCUCAACAGACUCUGUACUUUGAUGACAAGAAAGCUUUAAGAGACAAUAGGAUCGAGCUAGUCCGUGCUUCCUGGCAUGAGUUGAGUAUCAGCGUCAGUGAUGUGUCUCUCUCGGAUGAAGGACAGUACACCUGUUCUUUGUUUACAAUGCCUGUCAAAACGUCCAAGGCCUAUCUCACUGUUCUGGGUGUUCCUGAGAAGCCUCAAAUUAGUGGAUUUUCAUCACCAGUCAUGGAGGGAGACUUGAUGCAGCUGACUUGUAAAACAUCUGGUAGUAAACCUGCAGCUGAUAUAAGAUGGUUCAAAAACGACAAAGAGAUUAAAGGUAAAACAUGAAAAACAGUCCCCAGAUCAAAAUUAAUAUUGCUAUUAUUAAUAUUUGCUAAAACCAAAGGACAUGGUAGCCAAAAGGCAUUUAACUUUUUUUUCAAACCACAGUAUCUCUUUCUGAUGAGGUAUAAUGUGAACCCGAUUUACCCAGUUCUUAAGUCAGGCAGUUUUAUAAGAUAUAUUAAUAUAUUGCUGGU
Carlito syrichta (Philippine tarsier) is the source of this 713-nucleotide messenger RNA. Its product is annotated as cell adhesion molecule 2-like. The transcript has 4 exons. The coding region runs from base 1 to 522 and encodes 173 amino acids. The record is from RefSeq and is a predicted model, not a curated record. NCBI's taxonomy places the organism in Eukaryota, Metazoa, Chordata, Mammalia, Primates, Tarsiidae.